AUGCUUGAAGAAUCAGAUUCUGAUUUAAUUGGAUUUUUUGAUGAAAUAUAUAAAAUUAUAAUACCAUUAAAUUGGGCUUCAAAUUUACAAGAAGAUGCUAAAAAAAAAGUUGUAGUAAUUCUUUAUUUAAUUGCUGGUUUUCAUAAUAUGCAUGCUAAUCAAUUUAAAUUGGAGCUUGGAUUAUAUCUUGCAGCUUGUAGAGUAUCUUGUGAAACAAUUAAUACUUUAAGCAAUACUGAAAUUUCUGUUAUUAAUAAGACAGUUUAUAAUAAUAAGAAAAAAAUCACUUUACAACAUCUAUCAAAAGUUGAAGAAUAUUUUAUUGAAAAU
This is a messenger RNA of Dentiscutata erythropus, 330 nucleotides long. The record is from the annotation of a GenBank genome assembly. Lineage: Eukaryota; Fungi; Glomeromycota; Glomeromycetes; Diversisporales; Gigasporaceae.